CGUCAGCGCCCGUGGAGCCGGUGGAAGCGCCUGCAGCUGAAGCGGCCGCAGAGAUGCCUCUAAGCCCAGGGGAUGCCUCAAGCUCCGCUUCCACCGCUUCCAACCGGUCACGGAAUAGGACUCGCUAUCGGACCAAAGCCAUGAACUCCGAAGUAGACGAGAGCCUCUUUGGAGGUGUCAAGCCUUCAUCCCAGGGCAAGAGCGACAGCCCUAUCGUGGUGAUCCGUGAUAAACAUGCCAUCCGGAAAACUCUCAGUGCUCUGGGCUUGGACCACAAGCCGGAGACAAUCCAGCUCAUCACCAGAGACAUGGUCAGAGAACUCAUUAUUCCCACAGAGGACCCUUCUGGGGAAUCCCUAAUCAUAAGCCCUGAGGAGUUUGAGCGGAUCAAAUGGGCAUCCCAAGUCCUGACCAAAGAAGAAUUGAAUGCCAGAGAGCAGGCCUUGAAGAAGGAGAAGGAAGCCAUCUUGGAAGCAGUCACAGUCCGCAAGAAGAUCAUGAAGCAGAAGGAAAUGGCCUGGAACAAUAACAAGAAGCUAAACGACCUGGAGGAGGUGGCCAGGGAUCGGGCCCAGAACCUUCUGCAGAGAGCCAACAAGCUCCGCAUGGAGCAGGAGGAGGAGCUCAAGGACAUGAGCAAGAUUAUUCUGAAUGCCAAGUGCCAUGCAAUCCGGGAUGCUCAGAUCCUGGAGAAGCAGCAAAUACAAAAGGAACUGGAUGAAGAAGAGAAGCGGUUGGAUCACAUGAUGGAAUUAGACCGGCAGGAAUCCCUCAAAAGGCAGGAGGAUCGGGAAAAGAAAAGGAGGGAGGAGAGAGUACGGGGAAAACGGCACAUCUUGGAGCAAAUGAAGAAGAACGAAGAGGAGCGGUCGCUGCAGGCGGAGCACCGUGAGCAGGAGAAGGAGCAGAUGCUGGCGUACCUGGAGCGGCUGCAGGAGGAGGAUUUGCAGGAUCUGGAACGAAGACAUCAGGAAAAGCUGAAGAUGCAAGCUGAAAUUAAACGUAUCAACGAUGAAAACCAGAGACAGAAAGCAGAGAUGCUGGCACAGGAGAGGCUGGCGGACCAGAUGGUGAUGGAAUUUACCAAGAAGAAGAUGGCUCGAGAGGCAGAGUAUGAAGCUGAACAGGAGAAAAUCCGGAAGGAGAAAGAGAAGGAGAUCGCCCGCCUGAGGGCCUUGCAGGAGAAGGCGCAGGAUUAUCGAGCAGAGCAGGAUGCCUUGCGGGCCAAGCGCAACCAGGAGGUUGCAGAUCGAGAAUGGCGCCGAAAAGAAAAGGAAAACGUGCAGAAGAAGAUGGAGACAGAGGAGAAGCUACGCAAAAGCAGGCUGGACCAGGUGGCCUUCAAGGAACACUCGCUGGCCGUUCAGGUUCAGCGGGACCGAGACGAGUUCGAGAGGAUCCUUCGGGCUCAGAGAGAGCAGAUUGAGAGGGAGAAGCGGGAGCACGAGAAAAAGGCAGCCGGGUGUCUCCAGCAUGCCAACGAGCUGCGACGGCAGGUGCGGGAGAACCAGCAGAAGCAGGUACAGAACCGGCUCGCCACCUUCGAAGAGGGCCGGCGCCUCAAGGAGGAAGCCCAGAAGCGCCGUGAGCGCAUCGAGGACAUCAAGAAACAAAAGCUGGAAGAGCUGAGAGCCACCGGCCUUCCGGAGAAGUACUGCAUUGAAGCAGAACGGAAAGCCAACAUCCUACCAGCCACGUCUGUAAACUGAAGGGGAGCCUCUGCGGUCUCUGGAAGAGCACGGAUUCAGUUUCGUCCCCGGGGCAUCCAAGUUGCU
Molecule: messenger RNA, 1775 nt
Organism: Apodemus sylvaticus (European woodmouse)
Lineage: Eukaryota; Metazoa; Chordata; Mammalia; Rodentia; Muridae
Gene: Cfap45
Product: cilia and flagella associated protein 45
Exons: 12
Coding region: 54-1709 (551 amino acids)
Source: RefSeq, a predicted model, not a curated record